UAUAUAUUUGCCAAACCACUUUGUUUCACCUUCAUCCUAGCUACCAACUUUUACAACCUUCUUCGAUCUCUUUCAUAUUAAGACCUCAAGUUUUUUCGAUCCCCAAGACAUAUAUCAUGAGUCGUUACGGUCAAACUCAGCAGCCGGCACCCGCAUACCCUCUACCACCACCGUCUACUUCCCCGCAAGCCUUUGUGGCUCCGCCGCCUAUGGGUUAUCCCACCAAAGACGGCCCGCAAUACCGUGAAAAUAAUCCUCCGGUGGAAACUACAUCCAAGGGUGACGGAUUCUGGAAGGGAUGUUGUGCCGCAUUGUGUUGCUGCUGUCUUUUGGAUGCAUGCUUUUGAGGAUGGAGAGAAUUCUAGAGAUGCACUACUAUUGUUUUCAUUCAUUAGUGAUUUUGUGCCAUAAAUAAAUUAAAUUCUUUUAUAUAUAUAUAUAUAUAUGUACCCGAUUCUUUUAUGAUAUUAUUUUCUUAGCUUCGUGGUGAUCUCAUCUUGUAAGAAACCACAUCUUGUGAU
Molecule: messenger RNA, 521 nt
Organism: Rubroshorea leprosula
Lineage: Eukaryota; Viridiplantae; Streptophyta; Magnoliopsida; Malvales; Dipterocarpaceae
Source: the annotation of a GenBank genome assembly